AUGACGACAGCUAGUCGUUUUCAUGUGACGGCGUGCCCAACGUUGACAAAAUUCUGCGAAACUCUUCCAUCACCGACAAUGCGCCGAAACGAAAAGAUUCGUGCACUUGCACGAUCUGUGCAGGAAAUCACCGAAUCUGAAGAAGAGGAUGAGUCGCAGGUUCCGUCACCACAGUCUUCCGUGCGCUCUCCGUUCGCACUCGUUGAGUCUCCGUUUCUGCAAAGACGCUCAUCAUCUCUUAGUAGUCCAAUAACAGCAAGGCACUGUGCAACGAAGCGAUUGGCACGCGGCCUCUCUGAUCCCUGUAUUCGACGUCCGAACUUCGGCUCUCAACAGCUUAGUCCAAAGCUCCAAGAAGAAAGUUUAGGCUUACCACCGAUUCCUGAAGCUGCAACACCGGUGACUCCGGUCACGCCCAAUAUGGAAAUGAAAGAAGACAAUGAAAACGAAGAUUUCGAUUCGUCAGAGAAAUCGUGA
This is a messenger RNA of Haemonchus placei, 477 nucleotides long. NCBI's taxonomy places the organism in Eukaryota, Metazoa, Nematoda, Chromadorea, Rhabditida, Trichostrongylidae. The record is from the annotation of a GenBank genome assembly.